Molecule: messenger RNA, 428 nt
Organism: Musca vetustissima
Lineage: Eukaryota; Metazoa; Arthropoda; Insecta; Diptera; Muscidae
Product: ribonuclease kappa
Exons: 3
Coding region: 137-424 (95 amino acids)
Molecular function (GO): RNA endonuclease activity
Source: RefSeq, a predicted model, not a curated record
ACUGUCACAUGAUUUUCACCUGACUUGACGUAUACUUCGCAAAAUUCCAAUUUUUCCCAACAGGAAAAUACGAAAAAAAUCAAGGCGAUAUAUUGUUCGAGUCCAUCUGUAAAAAAACCAACAAAAAACAGGCAAAAUGAAAAUCUGUGGUCCUAAACUAUCCCUCUGUGGUUUGAUCAUCUCCGUUUGGGGCAUUGUCCAAUUGGUAUUGAUGGGCUUGUUCUUCUAUAUCCACAGUGUUGCCUUGAUUGAGGAUUUGCCCAUUGAAGAGGAAUACCACAGUUUGGAUGCAUUCUAUACUGCUGCCAAUAAUGCUUACAAUCAGAACGCCUACAACUGUUGGAUUGCAGCUUGCAUCUAUGUGCUGACUCUGUUGUUAUCUGCCCAACAAUUCUAUGUCAACAGUCGAGUAACUGCCAACUAAAAUA